AACAUCACCAGUGAACCUUUGAGGCUGGACUACCGGACCCUGGCUGCUUUGCCCAGUACUGGCCUACAGAGAGUCAAUCGCACUCAGAAGCCACCUUCACCACCUUCUCCAGAUGAGAUCCCCUUCAAUGUCAAGCAAGCAUACAAGACCUUUGCAGCAGUGCCCUUGUCACACCCUCUGCUUGAGACACAGGAACUGCCUGGUCAGACCAGCACAGAGAAUCCCAAAGCUGCCCUGGAGGUGACCACGCAGAGCCCCAGUGGCCUGCCCAGCCCUGAGCAGAGGUCCUUCCGCGAGAGGCAGAAGUACUUUGAAAUUGAGGUGAAGCAGCAGCAGAUGGACAAACCUCCCAAGCGUGUCUCCUUGGUGGGAGAGGAUGAUCUGAAGAAAAUGAAAGAAGAGGAAGCUCGAAAACUGCAGCAGAAACGUACCCUUCUGUUGGAGGAAGAAGCAGAAGAGGAUGAGGUGGUGAAACAGGUGCCUGAGAUGAGCAUGCAGUCCAGUGUCAUCAUUGAAGGAGUUGAGUACAAGAUUGAGAGACUAAAUGGAAGGAACACCCAGGCUCCAGCAACUCGGUCCUCUGAGGUCAAUGAGAACAACAGCUCACAGAGGAGUUCAGUGGAGGAGGGAAUCAAGCCUGAACAGAGAACCAACUCUGUGUCCGGAUUGAGUCCGUUAUACCUUGGAGCAGGGGAUCCAGUAGCACCAGUGAGGACAGCCAAAGCUGAGCGGCGGCACCAGGAGCGGUUGCGAAUGCAGAGUCCUGAGCUUCUGAGUGGUCAAGAGAAGGAGCUUUCUCCAGCAGAACGUCGUGCUCUGGAGGCAGAGAAACGAGCCAUGUGGAGAGCAGCACGGAUGAAAUCACUUGAACAGGAUGCUCUGAAAGCCCAAAUGGUUAUUGCCAAGUCCAAGGAGGGGAAAAAGCGCAGCACACUGGAGCAGCUGACGGAGUCACCUUCACCUGUCCCCACCCCAUCACCAACACCACUGGAAGACUGCAGUCCCAGAAACAUCACUUCACCAGGAAGGCUGUCCAUGUCUGAAAAGAAGUUUGACUACCGGGAAUUUGCUGCUAUUCCUUCCUCCAAACCUGUUUACGAAAUCCAGUCACCUGAUGCAGCUGAUGACCUCAGAUACGUAGAUGACAGAAAUAUCUCAGUUCCCCAGGAGCAGGAUGGGCAGCCAGAGGAAGAGGAAAUGUUAGUGACACACGAUUCAUCAACACCUACUUCAUCAGCACUGGAAGAAAUGGCCCUGUACAGCAGCAAACGCAAACUCCGACACAGCCGGCGCAGCUUGGAGGCAGCUGUCCCCACGUAGAAGAUCUGAUGGACUUGGGCGAUGGAAUAGCCCAGCACAGGCCUCUUGAGCUUCCUGUGCUCCAGGGACAGCACUGGACUGCCCA
Nestor notabilis (Kea) is the source of this 1405-nucleotide messenger RNA. Its product is annotated as protein scribble homolog. Lineage: Eukaryota; Metazoa; Chordata; Aves; Psittaciformes; Psittacidae. The record is from RefSeq and is a predicted model, not a curated record. The annotation marks the transcript as partial. The transcript is spliced from 12 exons.